Molecule: messenger RNA, 459 nt
Organism: Microthlaspi erraticum
Lineage: Eukaryota; Viridiplantae; Streptophyta; Magnoliopsida; Brassicales; Brassicaceae
Source: the annotation of a GenBank genome assembly
AUGGUUACAGUGGCUUCUUCCAAAUCCCGAUCCAUCCCAAUGAUCAAGAGAAGACCACUUUCACAUGCCCUUAUGGUACUUAAUGGAGCUUUGGAGCCAUUUGGGAGAAGGAGUGUUGGAGACGUCAAGACCAAGAGCAACCAGGAUGCGAACCAGGAUCAGGAACCCGUUUGUCACCUUUCCUUGACCAAGAAGAGAGUUGACCAUCCAACUCCGACGAACUUCAACGAGCUGAACGAGCUAAACGCGAGCGUCAACGGCAGAAACAGAGUAGAAGCAGAGUCGAGUUCAGGAUUUCAGACAGGCUCCGAGUUACAGCUCAGUGACGACGACUCUGGUACUGAGACGAUGGCAGAUAACCACGGAGGAGCUCCUCCACCGGGAGCUUUUCCACCACAAGCCGGGAAUCCAGCUCAAGCUCAACGACCGGCAAGAAAAAUUGGUGCUGAUGCAGGAUAA